AGGGAAACGAACCAAACCGCAGAGAUAUAGCUAAGCUAAUCACUGUGUUCUCUGUUACUACUUUUGUGUGAAAUUCUGCAUCCCUUCGGCGCUCAAGGCUAUAUAACGUCCCCGUCGUGAACAGAGACAUACAAAUGUCGGCAGCCAAGAAUAAGCGCGACGGCGGUGAAGACAAUUCGUUCGAUGAACUUUGGAGUCACGUGGAAGAGACUUUGCGGCUCCAAUGUAAGGAUGAAAGCAUUUACUUUUCUGGUCAUGACCGCAGCCGAAUGGAGACGUCGGAACCGGCAGCUGCACGGAGCAGGCCGGUGAUCACAAGUCCAUCACCGCAGCAACGAGUCGACGGCGGCUUCGAGAAACAGCGUACGCGUGUCCCGGAGGGAUCUGGUGACCGGGCCCGAUCGGUGUUUAUCUUUCCCCCUUUUCUGUUACCUGAUGUAUUUAAUUUUGGGCGAUACUUGGCUGCUGUCUGGGUUGCAGCCCAUACCUAUUGACGUGGCACCAUAUCAUUGGUUCAAUGGAUAUUAUUAAACUUAUUUGGAUUAGGAAAGGACGGAAACCGGACGGAAACUAUUUCUUUUCUUGGACGGACGGAGAGCAGCUCUUUACAUUUUUUUAUUAUACUUUUUAUAUAUUUUUUAUUAAUUGAAAAGGAGAUAAUAAUAUUAAACACACAGAGUGCACUAGUACUUGUUUUCCAGCUUAACUAAUAUUGAGAGGAGUGAUAUAAUAUGCGGAGCAAGGUUGUCAAACCGGUUUAUACCGUUGUACCGGUUUGGCAAGUGGAAUGGUACGACCAGUGGUAUAACAUGUUUGUGCCGGUUCAUGCCGGUCUAAAAAUAUGUGAAAAUAAUUAAUAUCCAAUGUA
Molecule: messenger RNA, 868 nt
Organism: Linum trigynum
Lineage: Eukaryota; Viridiplantae; Streptophyta; Magnoliopsida; Malpighiales; Linaceae
Source: the annotation of a GenBank genome assembly